Messenger RNA from Clunio marinus, 1119 nucleotides. NCBI's taxonomy places the organism in Eukaryota, Metazoa, Arthropoda, Insecta, Diptera, Chironomidae. The record is from the annotation of a GenBank genome assembly.
AUGCUUCCAAGUCCGAAACAAGGAGCAAUCUAUCCAUUAGGAUUGCCAUUAGCGGGUCUUCAAUUGCCCUUUGAUCUCUUGACAUCCAUCAGUCGUUCAUCGUCAUCAGCUUCAUCAACCGCAUCGUCUUCAUCAUCAACACAAAAGCAACAGCAAUCUGAUCAACCGUUAGAUUUACGUGUUGAACAUAAGAACAAUCAACUAAACGGAUUAAAUGGACUGAAACUCGAUGCACAACAAGCGCAAAGAUUAUCAAAUGCGCAACAUCUUUUUCCACCACAUCCUUCACUUCAUCCGUUGAUGCUUCAAGCGAUUGCAAAAGGCGUUCGUCUCCCGCUACCAUUUAACUCGCCUUUUCCACUUCUGCAGCCGCCUACAUCAUUCGACAUGCAGAGGUUAAAGGAUCAAGACCUUCUCAACAACGUUCCUCAGCUGCUAAGUGUAAAUAAUCAAACAUCAUCGAUCAGCUCGCGCACCAAUCAUAAUAACAAUAAUGUGAAGCAAGUUAACCAUAAUCUAUCAUCGAACUCAGCCAUGACUAACAAGAACAAGGAUCGUUAUGCGUGUAAGUUUUGUGGGAAAGUUUUUCCACGUUCAGCAAACUUAACAAGACAUCUUCGAACACACACGGGCGAACAGCCUUAUAGUUGUAAAUAUUGUGAACGAUCCUUCAGUAUUUCAAGUAAUUUACAACGUCACGUGCGCAACAUUCACAACAAAGAACGACCUUUUAAGUGUGCACUUUGUGAGAGGUGCUUUGGACAACAGACAAAUCUUGAUCGUCAUUUGAAGAAGCACGAAGCUGAUGCAAUUGGCUUAGGUUUAGGAAUUGAUGAAAGAUUAAAAAACAUUCGAAGAAACUCGCGCGGCAUCCCGGAAGACUCAUAUUUUGAAGAGAUAAGACAAUUUAUGGGAAAAGUCACUCAACUGCCAUUACAUUUAAGACAUAUUAAACCCGAAACACAAACAAACUCAUCGUCCCGUAGUUCAUCGCCAAGUGACUUACAUGAAAAUAACAAUGAUAUCAAAUACAACUUAAUGGAUGUUGAUGACAACGUUGAACAAGAGAAAAGGGCGAGUAAUGAUGAUAAUAACAACAACACAAAUGUCACAACUUGA